GCUUAAAGGGCACGAGAGUUCAUCAGUCUCUCUACUCAGAGAAAACUUUGGACAUUUCCAGAGUUUUGAGGAGGAUUUCUAGAACUAACGGAGAUUAGGCCACCGUAAAAAGACUUCGCCUGAAAACUAAGAACUCGCCACAGCAUAAUUUCAGUGUUACUCAUAGAUAUUAAAAAUGUACCUAAAGAUUUACCGGAUGAGAAGUUUUUGCACCCUACUUACCGUAACUGUUUCGAAGAUGACGUUUUGUCCAGAAGUUCGAUAUGUAUCAAGGAGUUUCAGCUCUCGAAAGCCAGUUGGUGUGUGUGAGUGAAAGAGAUGGUGCGGUCCGGAGCUGAUAGCUGACGUAGCUGUAGUAGGAUGAGAUGAGAGAGGAUGGAACACUCGGACAGCCCCGCCACCCACAGCAGCGACCCCAACGGGUUCGUCAAUAAAGUAUUCAACGUGUCUCUAGAUGUGCAGAAUGAGACCGGCACCGUAUCUAUCCAGGAGACUGGGAAGGGAGCGGGACAGGGUCCAGGCCAAGCCCAGGGACAGUGGCAGGGGGCUGGGGAUAUACAGGCAGAGACCCAGGCACCCCCUCAGACCCCUGGGAAGGAGGAGCACUCGGAUGUCAACCGUAGACCAAGAGCUACAGGGGGCAUCUGGAAGAUCUUGACUCGGCGUAAAGCGGCCUCAGAGCUGGAUAACAGAAGACCUCACUCCAUGAUCCUCCCUGGAGAGGCGGCCUCUAUCCCUAAACUGUCCUUCGCUGACAAGGUCCGCUCCAUCAAGAAGCUCCGCUCUCCAGGUGUCUUCAAGGGGAGGAUGGGGAAGAUGUCUUGGUCCAGCGCUAAGUUCAGAGACGGAGAGACGGAGGGCAACUCGUUCUGCCAGGACUUCCUUCCCUCGCACGCCCUGCACCCCGUUAGGAGCACACUCCGCCACCGCGCGAAGAGGCACUCGUAUGCCGGACACACCGCCGAGUUCGACUGCUCAUUUGAGGACAUAGAUCUGACAGCUACGCUGGACAGACACCAUCUUCCCUCGCUAGUGGAGCCUGUUACCCAGAACAGCUCUGAGCCCACAGAGAGAGCCUCCUACACCAAGAGAUGUCAGGUCCAGGCUCAGGCGCAGGCCAACCACUCCUCUAACUGUAACAGUACCUCAGCAGGAGUGUGUGAGGAGCAGAGUGUGAGGGGCAGCCCCAAGGCCCCGCUGGGUGGGAGGAGGUCUAAGGGAGCUGACGUGUGGAGUUACCUGAGAAGGAUCUCUGUCCUGGGGAAGGGGAACCCGGCCUACUCAGAGAGGAGUUUUGACUCAGAGCUCCACACACUGGACAAGACCAUGGACUCUGACUACGGCUCGGUGGACUUCGAGAGCAUCAGGGACUUUCACCCAGCGGCUCCAAAACACUCUGACAGCAAAGGUGGACAUUUUGGGGGUCUGAUUAAGUUCUUCAGCAACGUUGCGGGGACGGCUAGAAAAUGGCGGAUGUCUUCUCACUCCUUCUCUCCUCCAGAGGGGAGAGGGAAGCGGUCGCCACUGGGCCACCCCAGAGCAGGGCAGCGUCUGGGGGACUACGUCCACAGUGUUUCCCAGACCCUCCGCAGUGAGGACCACCCAGAGUGUCCCCUGACACCCGGCUCACCCCUGACCCCUCACCCCCCUCGCUCCCCUGCCUGUGACCCUGCCUCACCCCCUCCUCUGAUAGGCAGACGGUCUCCUCAGGUGGUGCUGAAGGCCUGGAGGGUGUGUCCGGACUCACCGAGCGUUAACGGCCUGGUGUGUGUGAGCUCAUUGGAGAUGGCCAGACAGACAGUCAGACAGACAGAGAGACAGACACGGCACACGUCUGUAGCCACAGUAGAGAAACACGUGCCACACUCAAGGCUGGAGAGAGAGACUCAGAAAGAGACAGAAGUACACAGAGACCCCUUAGAAUGUCUGUCUACAGUGGAAGAGAGAGAAAGAGAGGGAGGAGAGAGAGGAGAGAGAGGAGAGGGAGGAGAGAGAGGAGAGGGACACUCAGGAAAUUAUCUGGAUUCCAAGGAUGCUCUACCUGUCUCAGAUCAGACACACCUUCCAAACGGCCAAUCAGAGUUACGGGAAGGAGAGACCGUAGCCACUAGGGAGCCAGCAGGAAACUGCCACCAGGAAGUAUUUAAGGGAGCUCUAUCAGGCAGUGUUUUGAGGAGACCCAGGUCAGUCCAGUCCUGUUCUAGUCCAGUGAAGACCCCUGCCCCUCCCAAGCCCCCAUACCCUCGCCCCCGUCCUGCCUCAGCCCUGGUCGACCUCCAAGUCUGCAGUCCCUUCCCAGAGGGCUGUAUGUUUGCCGUUACUCAGCAGGCCGAGGGGGGCUCUCUGUGCCGGCACAGACGCAGGCCCGGUCCCAUGAUGCACCUCUCGCCGGGUCGAAGACGGGCGGGCGGUCUGGCCAGGCCAUGCUCUGUCAUAGAGCCCUCAGUUACCGUGGAGACAGACCCCGCGCUGAGUCACAGAGCCCUGUCUCGUCCCCCGGGGGUGUCACCUUUAGAGCCCCCCCUCAGAGUGUCUCUUCAGAGGUGUCACUCCCUCCCUCUCCCCCCCAGCACCAUCACCACUCUGACCCUGUUCCCGGGACACACAGCAGACACCCUGUCAUCCUCAGUGUGUCUUGGUGAUGGAGAGACUGGCAGCUGCAGGAGGAGACUGCUCAGAACAGGCUCUGGUUCUGGUCCACUACAAGUCAACAUCUUGAUAAGCGGAGGAUCUAUCGUCAGUGCUGAGGCAGUAUGGGACCAUGUGACCAUGGCCGACCGAGAGUUGGCGUUUAAGGCCGGUGAUGUCAUCAAGGUGCUGGACGCGUCCAAUAAGGACUGGUGGUGGGGUCAGAUCGAUGAGGAGGAGGGGUGGUUCCCCGCCAGCUUCGUACGGGUCGAACCCCACCCUCCUCAACCCCAAACAAAACAGGUUUUCUAUAUCAACCCCAUAGCAACUCCUCGGUUCCAAAACACUACGUCUAAGGAGUGUGUGUGUUGGUCUCCUCAGCUGUGGGUGAACCAGGAGGAUGGAGGGGUGGAGCCUGCAGAGGGGACCAGUGAAGUGGCUAACGGUCACCUGGAUCCGACCAAUGACUGCCUGUGUCUGGGCUCGCCGAUUCAGAACCGUGACCAGAUGAGAGCCAACGUCAUCAACGAGAUCAUGAGCACAGAGAGACACUACAUCAAACACCUCAAGGACAUCUGUGAGGGCUACCUGCGUCAGUGUAGGAAGAGGGUAGACAUGUUUAACGAUGACCAGCUGAGGGUGAUCUUUGGGAACAUCGAGGACAUCUACCGUUUCCAGAUGGGCUUCGUUAGAGACCUGGAAAAACAAUACAACAAUGAGGAACCCCACCUGUCUGAGAUAGGACCCUGCUUUCUAGAACAUCAAGACGGUUUCUGGAUCUACUCUGAGUAUUGUAACAACCACCUGGAUGCGUGUAUGGAGCUGUCCAAGCUGAUGAGAGACGGGAGGUAUCAGCACUUCUUUGAGGCCUGUCGCCUGCUGCAGCAGAUGAUCGACAUCGCUAUCGAUGGCUUCCUCCUCACACCUGUACAGAAGAUCUGCAAAUACCCCCUGCAGCUGGCCGAGCUGCUCAAAUACACCGCACAGGAACACAGUGACUAUCGCUACGUGGCGGCGGCGCUGGCGGUGAUGCGUAACGUCACUCAGCAGAUCAACGAGAGGAAGAGGAGGCUGGAGAACAUUGACAAGAUCGCCCAAUGGCAGGCCUCCGUCCUGGACUGGGAGGGUGAUGACAUCCUAGACCGGAGCUCAGAGUUGAUCUAUACAGGAGAAAUGUCUUGGAUCUACCAGCCCUAUGGACGCAGUCAGCAACGAGUCUUCUUCCUCUUUGAUCACCAGCUGGUCCUCUGUAAGAAGGAUCUGAUUCGUAGGGACAUCCUGUACUAUAAGGGCCGUAUAGACAUGGACCGCUAUGAAGUGCGGGACGCCAUCGACGGUCGCGACGAUGACUUCAACGUGAGCGUGAAGAACGCUUUCAAAUUGCACAACAAAGACAGCGAGGAGCUCCACAUCUUCCUGUCUAAGAAACUGGAGGAGAAGAUACGAUGGCUCCGGGCUUUCCACGAGGAGAGGAAGAUGGUGCAGGAGGAUGAGAAAAUCGGGUUUGAGAUCUCAGAGUACCAGAAGCAUCAGGCAGCCCUGACUGUGAGGAAGGUAGCUAAACAGAAAGGUGUGAACAGGUGCGUGCCUCCUCCUAGCCCCCUCCCCAGGACCCCCUACCUCUGGGACAGUAUGACCUAACAGAGGACUUGGCACAUGCAGAGGUUUUUGAAUUCAGUCAAUCCAAACGAGGCCAGGCUUCUUUCUGGCACAACAAUUUUACUAGAUUAACACCU
Coregonus clupeaformis (lake whitefish) is the source of this 4364-nucleotide messenger RNA. RefSeq lists its product as uncharacterized. Gene Ontology annotation, molecular function: guanyl-nucleotide exchange factor activity; protein binding. NCBI's taxonomy places the organism in Eukaryota, Metazoa, Chordata, Actinopteri, Salmoniformes, Salmonidae. Bases 376 to 4269 code for a protein of 1297 amino acids. The record is from RefSeq and is a predicted model, not a curated record. The transcript has 15 exons.